Messenger RNA from Arachis ipaensis, 1274 nucleotides. RefSeq lists its product as uncharacterized. NCBI's taxonomy places the organism in Eukaryota, Viridiplantae, Streptophyta, Magnoliopsida, Fabales, Fabaceae. The record is from RefSeq and is a predicted model, not a curated record.
UUAAAUAGAAUGUUCGUUUAUACUAUUCCUAAAAUUUUGACAGAAAAAAUUGUCAAAAAAAACCUAAUUAUAUGUCAUUAUUGUUGUUAUAAAAGAAAGAUACAGAUUGGUGUGUGCUUUUCUGUCGUGGUCGUUUCUUCAGUUGUUUUCUUCUUGACCGUGUCGUCUGACAAUUUUUGUUGCAACAACUGAUUGUUUUUGUUCCCUCGUUACAUGCAGAUUAUGCUCUAGUUUAUUCAAUCUUCACCGUACUAUUUCAUAGAGAUUUUUCGAGUUAUUCAGAAAAGACAAUUCAUUUUACGAAAUUCUAAUCCCAAAAUCAUAGCCAAGUUUAUUCUUAAUAUGCAAAACUUAGCUCAACGUCGUAACGUGGGUAUCAAAAUCCUCACUACAUUACCUUCGAAUGAGGCAUUCUUAAGUUCUCCUGCAUCCCCAUCACCAAUCAAUAUCUCCAUCAACACAGAUGACGGCACCAGUAAGAGUUGGAUUGCCAUUCAAAAGGAACCCAAUGUCAUCGAUCAUCACCAGAAUGACACAGUGAAAUCUAACAGUUCUCAAUUAUCAAGAGAAAACGAAGCGGUUAAUAACACAACCACGUCCAUCAAGCGAAGUAAUAGCAGUAAAAAGGAAAAGAAAGUGUUCCCUCCUCCUAUACCAUCUCUAGCACGGACACAGAACCUGGCUUCGCACAUGCCAUGGGUAUUGAGAAGGUACUACACAAGCGAAGGAAGGUUGAUUCUCAAAGAGGAAAAGGUGAGGCAUCAUGAGUACUUUCGAGUACAUAGGGCCAAUGGUAGACUCACCUUGAAGCUUGUUCAUCUUGACAACAUCAACAACAAAGAUUAUCAAGAGAUCACUGAAGGCUCUCAUAAUAAUCAUACUGCAUUUGCUCCUAACAAAUUUGCAGCUGAAGAUAAGGGUAAUGAAGAAUUACUACAUGGCCAAAAUAAUGAAAAUGGUGUUGUAGUAUGUGGCAGCAAUAAUGGUAGACUAAAGUGCAUGAACUUCAAUUGUUUGACAUCACCAUCUCCUCGAAGCCGGUGUACUUUCGAAGUGAAGAUGCACCCGGCAAUUAGAACGGUUCAUGGUUGAUUACCGUCUUGUUAACCUAUUCAACUUUGUUUCGUUAUGCCUAUGUAUUUUUUGUUUUUUCUUAAUUUUUUUUUAAGUUGGAAAGGAUGCAAUUUAACAAUAUUUGCACCAAUUUUUGGACAUUUAAAUAUUACAUUUUUAUUAAAAGAAAUUGUGUGUAAAGUAUAUUUAUGUUUUUUUCA